AUGGCUACCGUUCGCAUAAAGCAAGGCGCCGUUGAAGGAUCUGUACAAGAUGGCAUCUAUUCAUUCUUGGGUCUUCCGUACAGCGAACCGCCCACGGGCGACCGCCGCUGGCGACCCGCUUCCUCCCCACCGGCCUGGGAGGGUAUCCGGGAUGGAACUCGCUUCGGAAAGGCGGCAAUUCAGAUUGUUGAAACUGGAGCUGAACUUGGUGCCGAGUCCAGUGAGGACUGUCUGUAUCUGAACAUCUGGAGUGGGAAUUUGGAUCAGUCCGCACAGCAACCUGUCAUGGUCUGGAUUCACGGCGGUGGUUUCCUGAAUGGAUCUUCCUCGAUGGAUGUUUAUUCUGGCCAAAAUCUAGCACGUCGCGGCGUGGUUGUUGUAUCUGUCAACUAUCGUCUCGGCGCAUUUGGGUUUCUGCGCCACCCAGAAGCUGGCGGCAAUUUUGCCGUCUCAGACUGGGUUGCCGCUUUGAAAUGGGUAUCAGAGAACGUUCAAAUGUUUGGCGGAAAUCCUCAGAAUGUCACUGUAUUUGGCCAGUCCGCUGGAGCAGUCGCAGUCCGGACUUUGCUAUGUACGCCGGCCGCUCGCGGACUGUUUCAUCGUGCAAUCAUCCAGAGUGCUGGGUUUGAGGAUUACGCUGCUACACCGUCACCAGACUCGGAGCGUGUCAACAACACGAGCGAAAAAUUCUUUAAUCUCCUGGGUAGUCGAGAUCUGGAUGUCCUCCGUCGUAUCCCUACAGAGCAGAUUCGAGUCACUUCAUUGACAUUAUGUGGGACUCGACCACCUCCUGGAUACCUUCACUCUCCGGCAAAUCUGGUAUGGUAUCCGGUGCCCGAUGACGAGGUUGUGAUGAGAGAAUUCUCCGGCUGGAAUGAACAGGUUCCAGUGUUAUUUGGAUGCACGCAGCAUGAAGCCCGGGCUUUCUGGCGUCCAACAGGUCUUCAUACAGCUCCUGGUCAAGACCCGUCAGAGAUAUAUACCGUCGACACUCUGGCCAAUAUGUUCAAAGUCCUAGCACGCGGCGGCGACCAUGAGAUGAUGAGUCAUUUCAGCAAUGGCAAGUUCAGUCCGUACGAAGCGCUCACAGAAUUGUGCACCGCGGCUAUCUGGACGGAGCCAGCAAAGGCUACUUACCACAGAUUCUCUGCAUUGAACCGUAAGACCUUCUUCUACAUAUUUUCUCGCAUUUCCCCUGCUACCCGUCGCUCGGGUAUGCUUGCCUACCAUGGCGCCGAGAUACCUUAUAUCUUCGGUAACGUGUCACGCAAUGGAGUUUUGAAGCCAUGGUUUGGCAGAAAGGCAUUAGCCGCUGAUAUCGGACCAUGCCCUAUGGACAAAUACUUCGAUGCGGUUGACGAACAAAUUGCGAACGAUGUUCAGAAUGCCUGGGUGACUUUUGCUCAAACUGGAAUACCUCAGUUUUCGGAUGGUUCUGCAUGGCCUCGUUGCGAUACGAGGGACAUGAAGCUGACAGUCAUUGGGGAUAAGAUGGAAGCAAAACAGUGGGACGUGGACAGGGUGGUCAGUAUCCUCAGUUCUUUGCGUGACCAAGCAAGGGAUUGA
Molecule: messenger RNA, 1566 nt
Organism: Trichoderma harzianum CBS 226.95
Lineage: Eukaryota; Fungi; Ascomycota; Sordariomycetes; Hypocreales; Hypocreaceae
Exons: 1
Coding region: 1-1566 (521 amino acids)
Molecular function (GO): cholinesterase activity
Source: RefSeq, a predicted model, not a curated record